Molecule: messenger RNA, 3612 nt
Organism: Oncorhynchus kisutch (coho salmon)
Lineage: Eukaryota; Metazoa; Chordata; Actinopteri; Salmoniformes; Salmonidae
Product: exostosin-2
Exons: 15
Coding region: 297-2471 (724 amino acids)
Cellular component (GO): membrane
Molecular function (GO): glycosyltransferase activity
Source: RefSeq, a predicted model, not a curated record
ACCUUGUGAAAGAUGCAUCUGUAUGCUACUGGGUGGGUGUGAUGAUACCCCGCCUUAGUAGGUGGCACUACAGCCAGUGCAUGCAGAGUAGCCCGCGGGUUUCGGACAGGCGAAGAAGGGUUCCACUUCCGGAAAUCAAAUCAUUCACACGAUAACAUCAACAACGUUUAAUUAGCUAUCUACCUAACGUUAAAUGUAUAGAAACUAUACACGAUUGGCUUGCCUUUUAGCUAAGAAGAGGGUAUGAAUUAACAGUUUGUGAUCGACUCUGCACCGGUCAAGCGUGAAGUGGUUGAAUGGUCAGGCUCAGCAUGUGCGCGUCUGGAAAGUACAGUUCACGGGGCCCGGCUCUGAUUCCACGGAUGAAGACUAAGCACCGCAUCUACUACAUCACCCUGUUCUCUGUGGUGCUGCUGGGACUCAUCGCCACAGGGAUGUUCCAGUUCUGGCCACACUCCAUCGAAUCAACUGCAGACUGGGGCCUGGACCGACGCAGCGUGCACGAUGCACCUCUCAUCCGACUGCCUGUCGCCAACCCUAUUCCUGAGAGAGGGGACCUUAGCUGCCGAAUGCACACUUGUUUUGAUGUGUAUCGAUGUGGCUACAACCCUAAGAAUAGAAUCAAGGUGUACAUCUAUCCUCUGCAGCGUUUUGUGGAUGAGGUAGGAGUGCCCAUCAGCAGCACAGGCCUGUCCCGAGAGUACAAUGACCUGCUCAGUGCCAUCUCCGACAGUGAGUUCUACACUGAUGACGUCACCAGGGCAUGCCUAUUCGUGCCCUCUAUUGAUGUGCUCAAUCAGAACUCUCUGCGCAUCCGGGAGACUGCCCAGGCUCUGGCCAUGCUCCCCAGGUGGGACAAAGGGAUGAACCACCUUCUGUUCAACAUGUUACCUGGAGGACCUCCAGACUACAACACAGCCCUUGAUGUACCAAGAGACAGGGCUCUGCUUGCAGGGGGAGGCUUCUCCACGUGGACCUACAGGCAGGGUUAUGACGUCAGCAUCCCUGUGUACAGCCCUCUGUCUGCAGACGUGGAGCUGCCCGAGAGACAGCCUGGGCCCCGGCGCUACUUCAUUCUGUCGUCUCAGACGGCCAUCCACCGUGAGUACCGGGCAGAGCUGGAGAGGCUGAAGGAGGAGAAUGGGGAGGCUCUGCUCCUCCUGGACAAGUGCAGCAACCUCUCUCAGGGAGUCGCCUCAGCGAGGAAACGCUGCUACAAGGGCCAGGUGUUCGACUACCCCCAGAUCCUCCAGGAGUCGUCGUUCUGUGUGGUGCUGCGCGGGGCUCGGCUGGGACAGGCCACCCUCAGUGAUGUGCUGCAGGCUGGCUGUGUCCCUGUCAUCCUAGCAGACUCAUACAUCCUGCCCUUCUCUGAGGUCCUCGACUGGAAGAGGGCAUCCGUGGUCAUUCCUGAGGAGAAGCUCCCAGAGAUGUACACCAUCUUGAAGAGUAUCCCUCACAGGCAGGUGGAGGAGAUGCAAAGACAGGCCCGCUGGUUCUGGGACGCUUACUUCAGCUCCAUGAAGGCCAUCGGCAUGACAACGCUUCAGAUCAUCAAUGACCGCAUCUACCCCUAUGCUGCCCGCACCUACGAACAGUGGAACAACCCCCCUCUGGUCAAGUGGUCGAGUGUGAACAGCCCUCUGUUCCUGCCUCUCAUCCCACCGAGGUCCCCAGGAUUCACUGCUGUGGUGCUGACCUACGACCGUAUCGAGAGCCUCUUCCGGGUCAUCACUGAGAUCUCCAAGGUUCCCAGCUUGGCCAAGCUACUAGUGGUGUGGAACAACCAGAACAAGAGUCCCCCUGAAGAUUCUCUAUGGCCGAAGAUUGCAGCGCCUCUCAAGGUGGUGCGCACCAAAGAGAACAAGCUCAGCAACCGCUUCUUCCCCUACGACGAGAUCGAGACUGAGGCCGUGCUGGCCAUCGACGAUGACAUCAUCAUGCUGACAUCUGACGAACUGCAGUUUGGCUACGAGGUGUGGAGGGAGUUCCCAGACCGGUUGGUGGGGUACCCGGGUCGGCUCCACCUGUGGGACCACGAGAUGGGGAAGUGGAAGUACGAGUCCGAGUGGACCAACGAGGUGUCUAUGGUUCUGACUGGAGCAGCCUUCUACCACAAGUACUUUAACUACCUGUACACUUACAAGAUGCCAGGAGACAUCAAGAACUGGGUGGAUGCUCAUAUGAACUGUGAGGAUAUCGCCAUGAACUUCCUGGUGGCCAACAUCACUGGCAAAGCCCCCAUAAAGGUGACCCCAAGGAAGAAGUUCAAGUGUCCUGAGUGCACAGCCAUUGACGGUCUGUCCCUGGACCAGACACACAUGGUAGAGAGAUCGGAGUGCAUCAACAAGUUUGCGUCGGUGUUCGGCACCAUGCCCCUGAAGGUAGUGGAACACCGUGCAGACCCAGUCCUCUACAAGGACGACUUCCCAGAGAAGCUCAAGAGUUUCCCCAACAUCGGCAGUCUCUGACCGGACAGGGCUGUGGCCCAGCAACCCCCAGACACCCAUACAUACCCCGCAUCUUCUAGUUCACGGGAGACAUAAACUCUUCUAUCUCUGUCCAUAUAGAACUAUCUGAAGGUUGUUGUUGAUCUCUGUAGGGUGGUGUGGGGUUGGGCGCCUGUAUUGUUUCCUUUCCUAAAUGCUGGUUUGAAGUGGUGAGAGUUGAGGUGUGUGCUCAUUGGUUGACUAGACAGAAUCCACUGUGCGCUGAUGAAUCCACUGUGCGACAGAGAUGACUAGUCUGUGUAUGUCCACUGCUGCUGUAUUCGAGUCAGAGGCCCCGUGGGCUCUCUGGCUGAUCUGGGAUCAGUGUAUAUAAAUCACAGCAGUGCUACAUUUUAAUGUAGCAUGGUGAGUCAGGACCGCUGUCUGCCAAGCACAGGGUGAGGGGAUGUGUAAUAUGUUGAACACCCGUAGAGAUAAUAUAUCCCAUGUCAUUUAUCUCAAACUGAUGAAUUUUUAAAUGAUAAAUUUGAUGAAUUUUUAAAUGAUAAAUAAACAUGGAAAAACAAGGUAGUUUAAGAGGGUGCUUCUCGACAAAGGUCAUUUCAUGGCAUGAGCAAUUUUUAUUUGUUUAGUGUGAGCACUGCAGAGGUGUAUGGUCAGCUUUCUCUGCAUAGAGGAUAUAUCGCAAAUAAUAUGUACACUAUAUAUUUACUGCCAAUUGUUCUACUGCUAACACUUUUCAAAAGAAUGACCGGUAUCUGGACAUUUUAAUGACUUUUUUUUAAAAGUGUUGUGCUGCAUAAUAUAUAAACUAUUGCAGUAACAUCUAGUCUCGUAUAGUAGGGAAGCUACUGUAAUUGAUGCGGUGACAUUGGACUGUCUGCUUCAUGGAGAUGUAGGCACCAGGUUGUACAACUCCCCAAUUCUGAAGUCCUUUUGUUUUAGUCUUCUGUUAGUCUGUGUAGGCUUGAUCAUCUCUCUAAAGGAAUGUCCUAAGCAUUUCAGAUUCAAGUCAGCACACUUUUUAAGAUGUCAAUAUUGCCUUUGUUUUUGUUUUUUUACUUUCGUAAGGAUCGUUUGUGAUAAAUGUGUCUCUAAAUAUAUUGACUUUGUAAAGAAAUUGGAAGAAAUACAUGCUAAAUAAAGAUGUUUUUCAUGGCCA